Haliotis rubra (blacklip abalone) is the source of this 1572-nucleotide messenger RNA. RefSeq names its product deleted in malignant brain tumors 1 protein-like. Lineage: Eukaryota; Metazoa; Mollusca; Gastropoda; Lepetellida; Haliotidae. Bases 37 to 1401 code for a protein of 454 amino acids. The record is from RefSeq and is a predicted model, not a curated record. The transcript has 9 exons.
UAUUGUGUCUGGCACAUAUCAGCGCCCCGAGGGAAGAUGAUCCAUGUUGAAGUCGUUGAUUCAGAACUGGAAUCCUCCACAUCAUGUAGCUAUGACAUCGUGAAAGCCUUCGACGGUGCCACAAAUCAAAGUUCUCUUCUUGAAAACUGGUGUGGUGACAGAGCCCCCACAUUUCAAAGUACAGGAAAUGCCAUGUUAAUAAUCUUCAAAACUGAUAGAAGUAUAAAUGAAAAAGGUUUCCGUCUGAAAUAUUCAAUGACAGAAACACCCUACGCCUGUAGUACAAACGUCUCUGUGACGGCUUCGGGAACGAUGAUCUACUCACCAAUGUAUCCUGUUACUUACCCAAGGCACAGGAAUUGUUGGUGGUACUUAACAGCAGAUCAUUACGUCAACAUCAAACUAAGUGUUCUGGCGAACAGUUUCCGAUCAUCCGGUGACUGUUCUGUGGAUACUAUUUCCAUUAGUGACGAUUCCGGAGAAGUUGGUUCGCUUUGUGGAACUUCCGACCAAACAUUCGUAAGUUCUGGGCACAAUAUGAGAAUACGAUUCUACUCUGGUAGUUACGGGACCACAGGAACAGGUUUCAAGCUGUCUGCCACUGGGGGUAAUUACGCAGUUUGUGAGCCACGACAUCUGGAAGCAGAUGAGUAUUAUAGCUACGAUUUAACAUCGCCUCGGUAUCCGCUCUCUUAUCCAAACAAUGCCGACUGUACAUGGUUCAUAUCAACCAAUUCCUAUGACCAUGCCAUUACUUUGCAAGUGGUGGUAUCUGACAUUGAAUAUUCUGCUGGCUGUUGGAAAGACUACGUUGAGGCAUUAGAUGGGCAGUACACAUCUUCACUAUCCCUUGGACGAUGGUGCGGUAUUCUUAACCCAACAAAGACAAGUUCUGGCAGCUCGAUGACAGUUCUCUUUCAUAGUGACCAAUCUCACACGGAAGGCGGUUUCAAGAUAUCAUAUUACUCAAAGCAAAGGAACCAAAAUGAGAAUGGACCGGUCGAGUUCAAUACUGGUGCACUUUUCGGAGGAUUGGCUGGAGGUGGGCUCUUGCUUGCUAUCCUUAUCCUUUGUGCAAGGUCAUAUAAGAAACGAAAGUUAACAGAAAUGUCUCGAGCAGAUGUAAGGACAAGACCUGCUUAUUUGACCACACCAGUUGGGCAAUUGUCUACCCCAACCCCGGAAUAUACGGUAGGGUACAGUCAGCAACAGGUUUCAAUCCAGCCAAUGAACACAGGGGAAUACUACAACACCGCUGUGUUUGACCCACCGCCUUCCUACGAUGAAGUUAUAAAGAAUAACACCGAAUUCCAGGUACCUCCCCCUUACAGUAGUAUUCCUGAUAACUCUACAACGAACAGUAAUACAGCAGACAGCCAGGCCGAUGACGCACGGUUGUAGCAAUUGUACUUGCGUCAGAAAGGCUAUGCAAUGUUUUUAUUUGAUAUCCAAGGUCAACAUUUACUUUAGUGGAAUAUAAGCACUGGAGAGUAUUGGUCCACGACAGCAGCCAAGUGACUGGGCAGUGAACGUUGUGUUGCCGACUGUGUCAAUCCUGACAGAGAAGGAUGU